This is a messenger RNA of Aspergillus bombycis, 1587 nucleotides long. RefSeq names its product putative allantoate permease. Gene Ontology annotation, biological process: transmembrane transport. Gene Ontology annotation, molecular function: transmembrane transporter activity. NCBI's taxonomy places the organism in Eukaryota, Fungi, Ascomycota, Eurotiomycetes, Eurotiales, Aspergillaceae. Gene Ontology annotation, cellular component: membrane. The transcript has 10 exons. The record is from RefSeq and is a predicted model, not a curated record. The coding region runs from base 1 to 1587 and encodes 528 amino acids.
AUGGACCGCAGGAAAAGCGCCAGUGGAUCAGGAAGUCUCCAUCCAGAUGAUGGACAGAGUCACACCAGGGAGCAGAUCAAGGUGCAGCCAAUAAAGUCAUGGAAAGGUUACAUAUGGGAUACUUGGGAGCUUCCACCGGAGCAGCGCUGGCUGCUAUUCAAAGUCGAUGCCUUUGUCCUUACGUUUGCCUCAAUCGGUUACUUUCUAAAGAAUCUGGAUCUUAACAAUAUUAACAAUGCCUUUCUCAGUGGCAUGAAGGAGGACUUGAAUAUGUAUGGCAAUCAGCUGGUUACUAGCACGUCUAUCUACACCGUGGGAUAUGUAAUUGGGCAGAUACCGUCCAACCUUUUGCUGACCAGAGUCUCGCCUCGAUGGGUAAUUCCGGCGCUGGAGGUCGGUUGGGGGAUAGCCACGAUUUGUACGUCCAGCGUGCAGUCGUAUCGGUCACUAUAUGCCAUCCGCUUUUUAGUUGGUCUUUUCGAAUCCGGCUUCUACCCUGGUAUCCACUACCUACUCGGAUCAUGGUACACUCCACGUGAGAUAGGUAAGCGAGCGAUGGUUUUCUGGCUCGCCGGUUCGAUUGGAACGUUAUUCAGUGGAUUCCUGCAAGCAGCCGCUUAUACGAACCUGAACGGUGUUCACGGCCAUGCUGGCUGGCGCUGGUUGUUUAUCAUCGAUGGUAUCAUCACGUUACCGCUUGCCCUAGCCGGCUUCCUGUUCUUCCCUAACCUCCCGCAAGAUGGGAAGAAAACGUGGUGGACGACCGAAGAGGAGCAUGUCCUUUCGGUUAGGCGUAUGGAGGCUGUUGGCCGUGCAGGAAAAGAGCCGUGGACCGUCGCCAAGGCUAAGCGAAUCUUCCUCAGCUGGCAUACCUAUCUUCUACCUUUACUGUACAUCGUCUGGAAUAACGGUUACCCACAAGCCGGCAUGGGGUACUGGUUAAAGAGCUUCAACACGACCCCUCCUCCGGUGCCGGGUACAUCAUUUUCGGUGCCGCAGAUUAAUAACUAUCCUAUGGUUACGACGGGAAUUUUUGUUGUAGUAGCUUUGAGCUGGGGUUGGCUGUCCGAUGGGUGUCGCGGUAUACGGUGGCCUUUCAUCUAUGCGGGAGCCAUCAUCACGAUGAUUUUCUGUAUACUUCUGCGACAGAUGCCGCUCUAUGACAAUAUCAAGGGCCGUAUGGCUGUAUAUUGGCUGAGUAACAUUGGCAGCGGUGCUGGUCCGCUCAUCUUGAGUUGGAUCAACGAGAUCUGUUCAGCGGACACCGAGAAAAGAGCUUUAAUUGUCGGUUUAGCGAACGACCUUGCUUACGUCGUUCAGGCGGUGGCACCGAACUUUGUCUGGAAGACCACCGACUUCCCGGCUGCUAGGAAGGGCUAUUUAUGGGAUAUCGUCCUCCAGUGUCUACUCAUCGUUGUGACCGCUGCUAUCCAGGUUCAGCUCUGGCGGGAUAGAAGAAAGCCAUCUGUUAGCGAAGAGAACGAUGGCUUCUCAUCUGACUCUCAGAGCGACGAUCCACCACAGCAGGACAGUGAUGUUGAGCAGGGGAAGAUGGCCCGCACCGAGGUCGUCGCGGUACACAACUAA